This is a messenger RNA of Lodderomyces oxycetoniae, 3333 nucleotides long. RefSeq names its product alpha-mannosidase (gene AMS1). Lineage: Eukaryota; Fungi; Ascomycota; Pichiomycetes; Serinales; Debaryomycetaceae. The record is from RefSeq and is a predicted model, not a curated record. Gene Ontology annotation, molecular function: carbohydrate binding; alpha-mannosidase activity. Gene Ontology annotation, cellular component: fungal-type vacuole membrane. The transcript has a single exon. Bases 1 to 3333 code for a protein of 1110 amino acids. Gene Ontology annotation, biological process: mannose metabolic process; oligosaccharide catabolic process.
AUGGGAUACGACGAUUUUAACAGGUACCCCAAUUUCAAGCCGGUUGAUCAUUUAUACGAGUCGAGGUUACGGCAAUUUACCAAUACUGGAGGCCAGUAUGCUCAUUUGAAUUUACCCCGGUUUUACGAUAUUCAUCGUAAAGAAAUUGGCAAUUUGAAAUCAUGGAGAGUUCCUGAUAAAAAUAACAAGACCCAAAGACCUUUGUUUAGGGAUAUUGACUUUGGAAACGUGAAAUGGGAAAAUAUCGGGCUAGGUUACAGUUUUGGUCCUAGUUGGAAGACUUUUUGGGUUAAAUUUGAGUUGGAUAUACCGGAAAACUGGCUCAAAUACGAAACGUUGGAGAUCGAUUGGGACUCCAGCUCAGAAGCUUUGAUUUAUGAUGCUAAGGGCUUGCCAUUGCAGGCUUUCACCGGUGGCGGACAACGGAAUUUAUUUGAAAUUCCCAAGCAAUUUAAAAAAACUGGGAAACAGUUGUUUUAUAUUGAAGUCGCGUGCAACGGGAUGUUUGGCAAUGGAGCAGAGGGUGAACCUGAUCCAAAUAGAUAUUUCAGAUUAAACAGGGCCCAUUUGGUGGUGCCCAAUAUGGAGGCAAGGAGAUUAUUCUGGGACUUUUGGAUCAUAAGUGAUGCUGCAAGAGAGUUCCCUGGCGGCUACUGGCAAAAGCAUCAAGCCGCUGAUGUGGCUACCAAGAUAAUGAACAGCUUUGACCCACAAGAUGUCAACUCUAUUACCAAAUGUCGUGAACUAGCGACAAAAAUUUUGGGAAAACAAAUCAAUUCAGAAGAUGUGUUUGAUACUUUUACAAAUGAGGAAAAAAGAGUUGACGUGUUUGGUGUGGGCAACUGCCAUAUCGACACUGCUUGGGAGUGGCCAUUUGCAGAAACAAAACGGAAAAUUGUACGUUCCUGGACAACUCAAUUGAAGAUUGCUGAAAAAUAUCCUGAAUAUGUCUUUGUUGCUUCUCAAAUGCAACAAUUUAAAUGGUUGAAAGAAUCGCAUCCAAAAAUUUUAAAAAAAAUUCAUGCAAAAUUCACAACUAAUCAAUUUAUUCCAUUGGGUGGAUCAUGGGUUGAAAAUGAUACAAACUUGCCAAAUGGAGAGAGUUUGAUUAGACAAUUUGUCCUUGGACAGAGAUUUCUUCUUGAUGAAUUUGGUUUCCAGUCGAAUAUAUAUUGGUUGCCUGAUACUUUUGGUUAUAGUUCACAAAUUCCUCAAAUUUGUCAAUUAGCUGGUAUCGAUCGAUUCUUGACCCAGAAGUUAUCAUGGAAUAAUAUAAACACGUUUCCAUUGUCUACAUUCAACUGGAAGGGAAUCAAUGGGUCGCAAGUAUUGGUGCACAUGCCUCCGGCAAACACUUAUACAGCAGAGGCCCAUUUCGGUGAUGUUAUGAGGUCGCAACGUCAACAUAAGAACUUGAGGGAUGUACCUACUGGAUUGUUAUUGUACGGACAUGGUGAUGGAGGUGGUGGACCAACUGAAGAAAUGAUUGAAAAGUUGAGAAGAUGUAGAGGUUUAAGUAAUGAAUGUGGUGGGCUACUUCCUUCGGUUGCAUUGGGCGUUUCAAUUGAUGAGUUUUACGAUCAUAUUUUGGCAAAGUCAAAUAACGGUGCUACAUUACCAACCUGGACAGGUGAAAUUUAUUUGGAAUUCCAUCGUGGUACAUAUACUGUGCAAGCACAAAUUAAGAAAUUUAUGAGACUAGGUGAAAUAAAAUUGCACGAUUUGGAAUUAAUUGCUGGAAUAACGAGCUUGGUCAUUGAUGACUAUAAAUAUCCUGGUAAAGAGAUUCAAGAGUUAUGGGAGGAUUUAUGUUUGUGUCAGUUUCAUGAUGUCUUGCCCGGUAGUUGUAUUGGUAUGGUUUAUUAUGAAGAGGUUUUCCCCAUGUUGGGUAAGUUAUUGGAAAGGGCAAACAAGUUGAUUCGUAGUGCCCUUGAUGUAUCGAGAAACAAAAAGGGGGCCAAUGAAAAGGAGUUGGUAAAUACCUUGAGCCACAAUAGAAGAAAUGAAAUUGUUGAAAUUGACAAAAGCGAGUAUCCCGAUUUGUUUGAGAGUCUAGUCAGUAAAGGUCAUUCUACUGUUGGUACAAACGACGACAAGAAGAAGAAGAUCAAAAUCAACGUCGACAGUAUUGAUGGCAAGACCACGAUUCAUAAGAAGGUAAGGUUCCCUUCGAGCGUCAAGGUUACCGAUGAUGGCGGUUAUACAUUAUCCAAUGGGCUAUUAGUUGCACAAAUUUCGUCAACUGGUAUUAUUACUUCGCUUUAUGAUACAGUUGCAGAAAGGGAGAUUAUAGAUUCUUCGGCUACAUCUCAAACAAAACAAGAGAAUAAGUAUGUUGGAGGCAAUCAGUUCAUUUUAUUUGAUGACGAGCCUUUGAAUUUCCCUGCUUGGGAUACCGAAUUGUAUUCAUUGGAGAAGUUCACUUUGCUCGAUGCUUCUAAAACAAGGAUUAUCGUAGAUAAUCCAUUAGAAUCCUCCAUUUUAGUGACACAUGAGAUUUCCCCCAACUCUUUUAUGGAAACGGUGAUUUCUUUGGCAGGUGUCAACGAUGUCAAUACAGCCAACAACUUCAUCAAGUUUUCGUCAAAAGUGCAAUGGCAUGAAACUUACAAGUUCCUCAAGGUUCAAUUUCCUACUACUAUCAAUUCGGCUCUUGAAGCUAAUUACGAGACUCAGUUUGGUAUUACCAAGAGACCAACUCACUAUAAUACUUCAUGGGAUGUAGCAAAAUUUGAAGUUUGUCAUCAUAAAUUUAUGGAUUUGAGUGAACACAACUAUGGUGUUUCCAUUUUGAACAAUGGGAAAUACGGUGGCUCUAUACAUGGCAACUUGAUGAGAUUGAGUCUAUUAAGAAGUGCCAAGGCCCCAGAUAAUCGCGCAGAUAUGGGUGUUCAAAUGUUUGAAUAUGCAAUUUAUCCACAUAGAGGUAGUUUAGGGAUUGAUACUGUUCAUGCUGGGUAUAAUUUCAACUACAAGUUGAUUCCUAGUAAUGCAGAUACGAAUAUCUUCAAUGCAAUAAGGUUAGAGCAACAGGAAGGUGGGUCAUUAGUGUUGAGUCAUAUCAAACGUGGUGAAAAUGAUAUCGAUGUGAGUCAAUAUGCUUCAUUAACUAAAGAGGAAAAAUCCAUAGUUGUCAGAGUUUACGAAUCUCUUGGUGGUGAAAGUAAAGGGAAGUUGAUUAUUGAUGAGAAAUUGUUUCAUGUUGAUAAAAUUGAAAAGACAAAUGCUUUAGAAAAUGAAGUUAUUGAAAAGGUAAAGAUUGAGAAGGGGAAUGUUGUUCCAAUUACACUAAAGGGAUUCGAAAUCAGUACUUAUAAAAUUUUGUUAAAGUAG